CGAAGAGGCUCGGCGGCGGCAACUCUCGCGAGGAUUCCGCCACCACGCCAGUCGACAGCGGUGCGCGGUUCCGACGUGAGAUCCUUCCGGACUCUGUGGUCCUGACUGAUGGCGGCGGCAGCAGUGGACCCGCGUAGGUUGUUGGCAUGGAGUGGGCAAGGAAGAGGCACCUUCUGAGCGGAGUGUUUUUGUAGCAGUGUCACACAUUCAUACUUCCAAGGCAGAUUCAUUGACUCAGAUGGCUCAUCCUUGUAACUUAUGUGGCCCAAUCUUGAAAGAUAUUUUGCACCUGGACGAACACAAAGAAACACGCCAUGGACUGAAACCUUACACAUGUGGGGUGUGUAGGAGGCAAUUCUGGUUCAGUGCAAACUUUGACCAGCAUCAGAAGCUGUAUGAUGUAGAGAAAUUCCUAAGAGGUGACAAAGGCAAGACCUCAUCUGUAACUAACUGUAGAGCUCGUGAAGAACCUCCACUGUCAGAGAAGCCCUUUGCAUGUAAGGAGGAGCAGAAGAACUUCCAGGCCAGUUUGGGCAGUCACCAGCAAAAGGCCACCCACAGCAAGAGGAAGGCACGGAGUCCUGAGAGUGGCCAGGCCUUGCACAUUGGACAGAUGCGUUACAAGUGCAUCGAAUGUGGGAAGGCUUUCAGCCGCAAGGACACGCUUGUUCAGCACCAGAGAAUCCACACUGGAGAAAAGCCUUAUGAGUGCAGCGAAUGUGGGAAAGCUUUCAGCCGCAAAGCCACACUUGUCCAGCACCAGAGGAUCCAUACAGGAGAAAAGCCUUACGAGUGCAGCGAAUGUGGAAAAGCCUUUAGCCGCAAAGACAACCUUACUCAGCACAAAAGAGUUCAUACCGGAGAGAUGCCUUAUAAGUGUGGUGAGUGUGGCAAAUACUUUAGCCAUCACUCCAACCUAAUUGUACACCAGAGAGUUCACAAUGGAGCAAGGCCUUACAAGUGCAACGAUUGUGGGAAAGUCUUCAGGCACAAAUCCACACUUGUUCAGCAUGAGAGUAUCCAUACUGGAGAAAAUCCUUAUGUUUGCAGUGACUGUGGAAAAUCCUUUGGCCACAAAUACACCCUCAUUAAACACCAGAGAAUUCAUACUGAGGCAAGGCCUUUUGAGUGCAUUGAAUGUGGAAAAUUCUUUAGUCGAAGUUCUGACUUUAUUGCACACCAGAGAGUUCACACAGGUGAAAGGCCUUUUGUGUGCAGCAAAUGUGGGAAAGAUUUCAUCAGAACCUCCCACCUUGUUCGGCACCAAAAAGUUCACACUGGAGAAAGGCCAUAUGAAUGCAAUGAGUGUGGGAAGUCAUAUAGCUUAAGCUCCCACCUCAUUAGGCACCAGAAAGUUCAUGCUGCAGGAAGGCUUUAGGAGUGCUUUUAACACAGCAGGACUCACGGGGAAGAGCUCUGUGACUUCCUGUAGAGAGGGAGACAUCAAAUCAUGUGUAUCUAGACACUGACAGUUGAGAGAUAGUUUAUGAAUGCCAUGUACGGGGGAAGCUUUCAGAAGCUAUGUUGCACUUUCAGACCUGCUCAGGUUCUUUGCUGAAUUUUUUAGUAUUCGUGCCUGUGGCUGAAAACAUCUCAACUCUACCAGCUUAGUUACCCUAAUAUCCUCAGAGGAGGCAGAACUUUGUAUUCUCUGUCUAGUCCCUGGAGGGAGUUAUAAGAAACCUGAGUUCUGGAAUUCCCUGGUGGUCCAGUGGUUAGAACCCUGUGCUCCUUCUGAGGGCCCGGGUUCAGUUGCUUGUUGAGGAAAUAAAAUCCCACAAGCCAUGUGGCCAUAAAUAAGUAAAUGGAAACCUGAAUUAAAUGGAGGUCUUCAUUUUCUCCCCUCUGACUGGCAAAGGUGUGGGCAUGACCCAUCUUUAGCCAAGAGGAUCUGAGGUUCUGGUAACAGAAAAGGUUUACUUUCUUCAUGGACAUUGUUGGUUUCACUCUCAUGUGAUACUUGUAACAUUUUUCCAGCCUCCAAGUCACCCAACCUAGAUAAUUAUUUGCCUCAUGUUGCUCUGGUUUGUGUGAUGACAAAUACCUUAUGAUAAUAAAUACCUUAUUAUUUAAGCCAC
Messenger RNA from Cervus elaphus (red deer), 2078 nucleotides. RefSeq names its product zinc finger protein 134 (gene ZNF134). The transcript has 2 exons. The record is from RefSeq and is a predicted model, not a curated record. The coding region runs from base 239 to 1378 and encodes 379 amino acids. Gene Ontology annotation, molecular function: DNA-binding transcription factor activity, RNA polymerase II-specific; RNA polymerase II cis-regulatory region sequence-specific DNA binding. NCBI's taxonomy places the organism in Eukaryota, Metazoa, Chordata, Mammalia, Artiodactyla, Cervidae. Gene Ontology annotation, biological process: regulation of DNA-templated transcription.